Macroventuria anomochaeta is the source of this 1194-nucleotide messenger RNA. RefSeq lists its product as uncharacterized. The transcript is spliced from 2 exons. The record is from RefSeq and is a predicted model, not a curated record. NCBI's taxonomy places the organism in Eukaryota, Fungi, Ascomycota, Dothideomycetes, Pleosporales, Didymellaceae. Bases 205 to 1101 code for a protein of 298 amino acids. Gene Ontology annotation, molecular function: protein binding.
GCACGUGCCCACUAACACAACACCCACACAACACCCACAGAACACCCACACAACACCCACAGAACACCCACAGAACACCCACAGAACACCCACACAACGUCAACUCAGCCCACGCAGUCAACUACUUCUACUCCACCAUCAAUCGCCAUCGCCAGCACUCCACACCACUGCAAGCCACCUACGACGCUGCAACAGCUAAUCCUGAUGGACAGAUCAAGCUCGAGUCCCGCCAUGAUGAUCGAUGCUGCAGCCUCUACAUCGCUUGAGCCCCCACGGAAGGUGCGCCGCGCGACAUUGGCAGGUCCAAGUGACUUCGGAAGCAUAGUCACCAUCAACGUCGGGAUCAAGCCUGAUCACAAGACCUUCAUGCUGCACGGACAUGCCUUGCGCAGCAGCUCGAACUACUUUGCCAUCGCGAUGGAUGUCCAGUGCGCUGUGGCUGACGAAGACAAACCGGUUAACCUCCCAGACAUAACAAUCGAAGACUUUGCCGUUUACGCAAAGUUCCUCUACACAGGCCUUCUCUUCACGAAAGAGGCCAACGUCACUGAGCUCACGCGGUGCCUGCAUCUGUACAAAGUCGCGAAACACCUCGAAGCGAUGGACUUCCAAGAUGCCAUAGUCGACGCCCUCAUCGAAAACAUCGUCGAGUUCCGCGCACUCAAAGGUCAAUGCCGCUUCACAGCAACUCAGAUUACGACCAUCUACACCAUGACUGAAGAAGACUCGCCUUUACGCAAGUUCGCACAGGACUUAUGCUUACAGUCGAAAGGACCCCAGGGGUUCGAAAAAAGACGACUGAAGGACUUUCCGGUGGACUUCCAACUCGAUCUGCUUACAGCUGCUGCCCCUUUCAUCACUUCGUCGGCAAAGUCGACUGACAUGCAAGAUCCGUUGGACCUCGGUAGAUCUUGCAAAUAUCACAAACACACCGUUCUCGGAACGCCUUGCUACAGAACAAAGUACCAAUUCAUGCCGGACGAGCCAGUUGUUGUUGCAGCAAGUGUUGCAGCAAGCGUUGCAGCGAAGUCUAAGCCGGCCGCUGGGAGCAGACGACAGACUGAACGCUUAGCAAGCAACGACUUCGAGUUGAGAGUCUGACGCGGCAACAUCGCCUUCACCAAAGUGCUUGGUUGGCAGGCAGCAUGCAUAAUGCAGCAGGGUUUCUAGAGUUAUGUCAAGCACCGCCUAAGU